Messenger RNA from Heteronotia binoei (common prickly gecko), 5250 nucleotides. It is a transcript of the gene CPNE5, whose product is annotated as copine 5. Lineage: Eukaryota; Metazoa; Chordata; Lepidosauria; Squamata; Gekkonidae. The record is from RefSeq and is a predicted model, not a curated record. Gene Ontology annotation, biological process: cellular response to calcium ion. Bases 65 to 1831 code for a protein of 588 amino acids. The transcript has 21 exons. Gene Ontology annotation, molecular function: calcium-dependent phospholipid binding. Gene Ontology annotation, cellular component: plasma membrane.
AAGGCGGCGACUGGAGACUUGUUGAGAGCCGAGAGGCGUUUUUUCCCCUCCCCUGGCCGGCCCGAUGGAGGAAGACGUUAUGGACAAAGUGGAGGACAUGGCGUCGGUGGGGGACUUCGACCCGCUCACGGGCACGAUCCCCGCCACCAAAGUGGAGCUCACCGUCUCCUGCAGGAACCUUUUGGAUAAGGACACGUUCUCCAAGUCUGACCCAUUAUGUGUAUUGUAUACUCAGGGCAUAGAGAGCAAGCAGUGGAGGGAGUUUGGCAGGACUGAAGUUAUCGACAACACCUUGAACCCCGACUUUGUGCGCAAGUUCAUCCUUGAUUAUUUUUUUGAAGAGAAGCAAAAUUUACGUUUUGAUCUGUAUGAUGUGGACUCCAAAAGCCCUGACCUUUCAAAACAUGAUUUCCUGGGUCAGACAUUCUGCACACUGGGUGAGAUUGUUGGGUCUCCAGGAAGCCGAUUGGAGAAGCCUUUGAUGAUGGGAGCAUUUACAUUACAUUCCAGAACUGGGAAGCCCAUGCCAUCGGUCUCCAAUGGGGGCAUUCCAGGGAAGAAGUGUGGCACCAUCAUCCUUUCUGCUGAGGAACUGGGUAAUUGCAGAGAUGUGGCCACAAUGCAGUUCUGUGCCAACAAGCUGGACAAGAAAGAUUUCUUUGGAAAAUCUGAUCCUUUCAUGGUGUUCUAUAGAAGUAAUGAGGAUGGGACGUUUACUAUAUGUCACAAAACAGAAGUGGUGAAGAACACUCUGAACCCUGUCUGGCAGUCCUUCUCCAUUCCUGUGAGGGCCCUCUGCAAUGGAGACUAUGACAGAACUAUAAAAGUGGAAGUGUAUGACUGGGACCGGGAUGGCAGCCAUGAUUUCAUUGGGGAGUUUACAACCAGCUAUCGAGAACUGGCUCGAGGACAAAGCCAGUUCAAUGUCUAUGAGGUGGUAAAUCCAAAAAAGAAAAUGAAGAAAAAGAAGUAUAUAAACUCAGGAACAGUGACAUUGCUCUCAUUCGCCACAGAAUCAGAGCACACAUUUUUGGACUACAUCAAAGGAGGGACCCAAAUCAAUUUCACAGUGGCCAUUGACUUCACAGCUUCCAAUGGCAAUCCCUCUCAGUCUACUUCCCUUCAUUACAUGAAUCCUUACCAGCUCAAUGCAUACGCUAUGGCACUGAAGGCUGUCGGCGAGAUCAUCCAGGACUAUGACAGUGACAAAAUGUUCCCAGCACUUGGAUUUGGAGCCAAAAUACCACCUGAUGGCCAUGUGUCUCAUGAGUUCCCCUUGAACGGCAACCUGGACAAUCCUCAUUGUAGUGGGAUAGAGGGAAUCCUUGAAGCCUAUCAUGACAGCCUGAAGACUGUCCAACUCUAUGGCCCAACUAACUUUGCACCAGUGGUUAACCAUGUAGCUAGGUACGCAGCUGCUGUGCAAGAUGGUUCCCAAUAUUUUGUUUUGCUCAUCAUCACUGAUGGUGUGAUAUCAGACAUGGCCCAGACAAAAGAAGCUAUAGUCAAUGCUGCCAAGCUUCCAAUGUCCAUAAUCAUUGUGGGAGUUGGACAGGCUGAAUUUGAUGCCAUGGUAGAGCUGGAUGGAGAUGACAUUCGAAUCUCAUCUCGGGGGAAGGUUGCUGAACGUGACAUUGUCCAGUUUGUUCCAUUCCGGGAUUACAUUGACCGCACAGGAAACCAUGUUCUAAGCAUGGCUCGGCUGGCUAAAGAUGUCCUUGCUGAGAUCCCAGACCAGUUCAUCUCCUACAUGAAAGGGCGUGGCAUCAAACCCAACCCAGCUCCACCUCCAUACACACCCACAGGCCAUACCCUUCAGACCCAAAUUUGAAAACAGGAAGAGGAAAAGAGCACUUGAGUCAAGUGCCUGCAAAACACAAGGCACUCACUUGUGUUAAUUUUCUGUGGACAGCCACCAAGGCAGUAAGCAUACCAUAACAUGAAAAUCUGCAGUGUACUCUUUAGCCCCAAAAAUCCACUUUGGGAACUGGUUAAAGCUGUAAUUCCAGCACACCAAUAUGCACACCAAUUAGAAGCACUGACCAGCCAUGAGAUGCAGCAACCUAGGGGAAAUGUGGGUUUUUUUAAAAAAAGAAAACAGGACAAGUCCAGUCAUUGGCAAGCUUCUUCGUUUCCUGAUUGGGAAUAUCACCAAGAUGAAAGGAGUCUGGUCUGUCUUGACAGUUCUCUUAAGGAGAUCUACAUUAUUCAUUUGGCUUAUGGUUCUUGUGAUGGACCAGCCAGUCCCCAGAUCUUCCAAGCACCUCUCUUUCUCAUAACAGGAAUUUCUAAAGGAUUUGGAAGUUUUAUACCCCAUGUAUAGUCCACCUGACAAGUCAUCUCUUCUGCGUUUCCUCCUUGCUUUAUAAUGGCCCAGCUUGUGGAGUGACCUGACAGGCUGAAUAUUGUAGUCAAGUUAACUGUGUGAUGUCGCCUCUGAUGGUGUUCCUGCUCUUCCUUGUACCACACACUGUCCUUGAAUUGCUUAAUACCCCUCAUCCUCUGUAAGUCUAAUUUGUCAAAUAUCCGUGUAAGCCUGGUUUGAGUUAGUGCGCCUGUGUGUGCUUUUGCAAAGGUCCUUUUUGUUUGUUUUUUUAAGUCCCAGUUUUUGGCAAGGUGCCAUCUGCCCUUUGACCUCUGAACAGCACUGUGCAGAGUGUAAAUAAGAUGUUCUGAAUGUGAGAAUAGGAGAACAGAGUAAGGACUGGGCCUGUGUUAUUGAUCUUGCUGCAAUCCUAUCAAUCAUGCUGGUUGAGUCCUAACUCAGGAAGGCCAUAGGCUCUGGGCUUCAGCUCCAUGGGCAUAGAGGGGUCCUGUCCUUCGUCCUGUCCCAGGGUCAGACUGAAGCAAUUUCUGUGCUUGCAGCGCAGAGGGUUUUGGAAGAGUCUGGUUGGCCUUUCUUCAUUUUCAGCUUUCGCAAGGCACACAACUACUACAUAAAAUGUCCAAACUUAGUUUACAAGGCAGGCCCAGAGCAAAAGCAGUUAGGCAUGGAGUCUCAGCAGUUGCGUAAACAUUCCUCUUUCCUCACUGGACAGGCCCUGAAUGAGGCACUUUGUAAAUUAUUUUGUUUGUGUAUUUAUUUCAAUUCAUACCUUCUCCUCUCCUCUAGGUUAAGGAUAGCUUACACUUUAACCAUACUGUUAAUUACAUUUAAUGCUACCUACCCCUUUCUAAGAUCAGAAGGCCCAACAAAUUGUGCUUUACACAGCUGCCAGCACAAAAGUUUCUUUGUUCAUUCUCCCUGCCUCCCUAUUGUCUCUCCAGUCCCAGUCUGCUUUUACCCCCCAUUCACACAUUCUUCUCUUCUCUCACACAUCACCACCUCCUUUCGCAACCACUAAGCAACUGCCUCUUUUAUUCAGUAAUUCUUAAGCAACCCCCAGAAGUUAUAUUUGACAUCCUGGGAGAAUAAUGGGUGCUAGAGGUGAAAACAUCAGGGUUGAGGACUGGUGAGUUUCUCCUGCUGGGAAUAUUGCUUAUAUAACUGGUUAUUACCUGUAUAAUUUGUUAGAGAACAAAAAUGCCCCUCCACCUCAUUUUAAAAUCCAUAUUUAGCAGAAUGUUCGCCAUGUAUUUAAAUAUGUUCGUAAACACUUACAAAUUGCCUUUCCUCCCUUUGCCUUUGAACUUGCUGAUUCAGACAGGUUCUGAGAGCCCAGACCAUUCACGGAAUCUGAGCUGCUGAUUCAUCAUGACUUCUAACCUCCAGAGAUAUCCUGACUUUGCUAUUAGAAUAUAAGAUUAAAGGAGAGAUGUAGCAAAGCUUAGUUCUCCAAGCACACUACAUCACUUCUCUCGAUCCAGGUUAUGUCUGUUAAAGUGGCCUUACUGAUCCUGUGCUGUUUAGCUGUUUGAACAGCUAAUUUAGGGUGUAAUUACUUGUUACAGUUUUCUCUAAAGUUCUCUCUAGGUCCCAGUAAAUUUUGUGCUGGGAACUUAAUCCCAGGCAGACAUGGAUAUGAUCAGAUUGGGUGUGUAUGGAGAGGGCAAUUCAGCCUCCCCCAGGAUCAUUUUUGCAAUCUAAAAUGACCUCAGAGGUGAUAGUUGCCCCUUGGGGGCUCCUAGUGCCCUAAUGAUGUACACCUAGGUUUCCCCAGCUAGACAAAUAGUGACCCUUGGGAUUAUUUCAGGAUUGAAAAAUGGUGGUAUAAACCGCCUUUAUUAUGGAUCAAGGCCUCAAUCCCAGUUGGGCCCAUGCAUGCUUGUGAAUAAGUUCCUAGCAUGAAACUUACAAUAUACAUCAGGUCAUAUGGAGGACCCUGGAAAAAUGUAAUAUGCAGUUUAUCCCUUAGGGAAUCUUGGUGGCUGGCUGGGUCAUAAACUCUUAGAGAGCAAAUCAGCCAACAAGGUUUUCUUUAAUACUUUCUAUGGUGGAUUUAGGUUGAUGUGCCCAGAAGCAUAGUCUCACAAUACAAUCCGGAAUUAUGGUCAAGGGGAGCCUUGCCAUUUACUUUAAUAUGACAUGUGGAUUAUUACCAUUGCUUCUACUAACAUUUUGGUCUCCCAAAUUCCUAAAGAAAAUAGGGCAUGACAAUACUUCUUCUUCUUUGCUUUUGCCUUGUUCAGCCUCUCUCCCCUUCAGGUACCACUUAAGAUUAGAAACCUUCACAGAGGAAAGAUAGAGAGGUGUAUAUAACAUGAGAUCAGUUCUGAAAGAGCAAAGGUAUUUAAUAGCAUUUUGCCUGUGCUAAUUUUACCUUUAUGUCUGUGCAUUAUGUCAUGUCAUGCUAUUACAAGUUCAACUGAGUGCUGCAUACUCUGCAGUUUUGUGUGCCAUGUUUCUGUACCCAGUGGGUAAAGCAUGCCAAAGUGUUCCUGUGCCCAGUUAUGUGAGUAUAUGAGCAAGGUGAUACAAAUAAUGCAACCUUAUGCCUUGCUGUGUAUGAACACAGUGUACAGGGGAAAUGUGUCAGGCAAAGAGGGUGCACUGUGCAUGUAAGAUCAGACCUGUUGAACCUCCAGGCCCAAAGAAUAGCUCUUGGGUAGGUUUUGGGAUCAGCAGUAAAUCUCCAGGUGAAUGCCUCUGAGUCCAUGGAGAAAAGCUGUUAUGUGUUCUCCCAAAUUCAAAAUUUUAUUGGUUUCUAAACAACCAUUUAGCAUGUUCCUCCCUAUCCCAUUCACCAAUAUUUUUAUUUGCAUGGUAAUGCCCUAGAACUAUUUAUGCUACUGUAGCCUGCAUUGAAUGUCUGAUGUAAUAUGGUUUAUAUUGGAUUGCCUUAACUUAAAUAAAUGAUUCCUUUUAUUAAA